Molecule: messenger RNA, 1188 nt
Organism: Patiria miniata (bat star)
Lineage: Eukaryota; Metazoa; Echinodermata; Asteroidea; Valvatida; Asterinidae
Product: protein trapped in endoderm-1-like
Exons: 1
Coding region: 1-1125 (374 amino acids)
Biological process (GO): G protein-coupled receptor signaling pathway
Cellular component (GO): membrane
Molecular function (GO): G protein-coupled receptor activity
Source: RefSeq, a predicted model, not a curated record
AUGGCUUUGAUGAGUAUGAAUAACACAUCGUCAAUCAUGAACGUUACCACCAUGCAACCGGCUACCCUUAGCCAAUCUCUCUACCCCUACAAUGCCCGCAUCGGGUUGGCCUGUGUGUGGAUCGUAGCCGCGGUACUUGGACUCGUUGGGAACAGCCUCGUGAUCUGGUCGGUCGUCCUGUCCAAGAAACUCCGCACGGUAACCAACGCCUUCGUGGUCAACCUCAGCCUGGCCGAUUUGUGGACGAGUCUGUCUUACCCUUGGCAAGCCGUCGCCAUACUGAGCCACGGGUCCUGGCCGUUAGCUACAGAGGUCCCAUGCUACAUCGCGGCUGUGCAGUUAUACACCGGCCUUGGUGCAAGCCUUUGCUCAUUGGCGGUAGUAGCCUUCAAUCGCUUCAUGCUGGUCACCCAGAAAACUGAAACAUACAGUCGUUGGUACACUCCGGGAAAAGUCUCCGCCAUGAUUGUUGCGACUUGGGUCAUCCCGUCUAUCGUGUUCUUCUUGCCGCCGAUUAUCGGCAUUGGCGACUUUGGUUACGAUCCUCAAGACAACACGUGCUCAGACAAGGAUGGUCAUCCCCGCGGCCAAGAGUUCAACCUGGCUCAAUCUCUUGGUCUGUUCCCGGUCCCCAUGCUCAUCAUCAUCAGCUCCUACACGGCACUCUACAUUCAUCUCAAACGUCACUUCAGGAAGCAGAAGAGGAGACGCGCCCAACAGGGGAGCCCGUCUCAGGAUGUUGAUGGGGGAACUGUUGGCGAGUCGACCGUCAGUUUCACCGUCGUAAGCGAGUCAACAGCGAUGCCAACCAACAACGUAGCCAAAAGCAACCGGCGAGCAAUCAGCCGUCAGCAGCUUGCUAUCACCAAGAAUCUCUUCGUGGUGUUCUUCAUCUUCUUCUUGUUGAUGUCCCCUUAUUUCAUCUCUCUGGCUAUACCAAGCAGUCGUAAGUUUGCUCUCUACGGGAUAACCAUCUCUAUCUUGAAUAGCUGCGUAAACCCCAUCAUCUACACGGCAAAGCAUCCUCAGUUCAAGUUGGUGCUUCGAAAUAUUCUUCGCUGUCGCUACUCGCAGAUACCCGAACCAUCUGACUGGCUGAAAUCUGUCUUGUCUCAGAGAAAGUAACAACGGGGAACGAAACGUGGGUAUAUCAUGAGCCCUUUUAUUUUGACCAGCUGUUGGCUUCAU